Rotaria sp. Silwood2 is the source of this 366-nucleotide messenger RNA. Lineage: Eukaryota; Metazoa; Rotifera; Eurotatoria; Philodinida; Philodinidae. The record is from the annotation of a GenBank genome assembly.
AUGGCGACUUCAAAUAUAAAAUCUGAAGAUGAAGAACACGAAAAAUGGCAAACUGCUCAAGCGACAACACAUAAUCCACAUAAAUGGGCUGAUUUCAGUGAUGAUGAAAAUGAUGAUAUAGAUAAUCAUGAAUUUUUUGAUGCACAUGAUACUGAUUUUCAUCAAAAUCAAUCACCUUCUACAGAAGCUCAUGCUGAAGCAGAACUUUUACAUAAACGUCUUAAUUCACAAUUAUCUACAAAUGAACAAGAAGAAAAGAAAUCACCAGAAGAUCCAUAUUUUAUAGAUGAAGAAUUACUAACUGAACGUGAAGCACUUCUAACAGAAGAAGAUAAAGAAGUAAUUUCAUUUUUUGAUCAUUUUUGA